AUGAUUCAGAACAUGCCUUUCAACGAAUUUUUUACCGAAUAUGGUGAAGCAAAUUUGUAUGAAAUCGAAGAGGUUGUUGGCAAGGGAAGUUAUGGUGUUGUGGCCGCGGCAGUUGAUACUCACACAGGAGAAAAGGUAGCUAUAAAAAAGAUUGACAGUGUUUUUGAGCAUGUUUCUGAAGCCACUCGCAUUCUUAGAGAAAUCAAGCUCCUCCGGUUACUUAAGCACCCAGAUAUUGUAGAAAUAAAGCAUAUAAUGUUGCCUUCAUGUCGGAGAGAAUUCAAGGAUAUAUAUGUGGUUUUUGAAUUGAUGGAAACAGACCUUCAUCAUGUACUCAAGACAAAUGAUGAUCUUACUCCUGGGCAUCAUCAAUUUUUUCUGUAUCAGCUGCUUCGAGCUUUGAAAUAUAUACAUUCAGCAAAUGUGUUCCACCGGGAUUUGAAACCCAAAAACAUCCUUGCUAAUGCAGACUGCAAGUUGAAGAUCUGUGAUUUUGGACUGGCUCGUGCAUCAUUUGGCGAUGCCCCAUCUGCAGUGUUCUGGACUGAUUAUGUGGCAACUCGAUGGUACCGUGCUCCUGAACUUUGUGGUUCGUUUUUCUCCAGAUAUACUCCUGCUAUUGAUAUCUGGAGCAUAGGAUGUAUAUUUGCAGAAAUUCUCACGGGCAAACCAUUGUUUCCUGGGAAAAAUGUGGUCCACCAAUUGGAUCUCAUAACUGAACUUCUUGGUUCACCUUCUUCUGAAUGCCUUUCUAGGAUUCGAAAUGAGAAGGCCCGAAGAUAUUUAAGUAGCAUGAAAAAGAAAGCACCUGUUCCUCUCUCACAAAAGUUUCCAAAUGUUGAUCCAUUGGCUCUUCGUUUACUUGAACGUUUGAUAGCAUUUGAUCCCAAAGAUCGUCCAUCUGCUGAAGAGGCAUUGGCAGACCCAUAUUUUUAUGGUUUGGUAAAUGUGGAAGAAGAACCAUCAACUCAACCAAUUUCAAAAUUUGAGUUUGAGUUUGAAAGGAGAAAUUUGGCAAAAGAUGAUAUAAGAGAGCUAAUCUACAGGGAGAUCUUGGAGUAUCAUCCCCAGAUGCUCCAGGAAUACCUCCGUGGCGUGGAUCAGACUCACUUUAUGUAUCCAAGUGGAGUCGAUCAAUUUAAGCAACAAUUUGUCCAACUUGAAGGGCAUUCUGGUAAAGUUGAAAGAGCUCCAAUGCGAAGGCGUUAUGCCUCCUUGCCCAGGGAACGAGUCUAUGCACCCAUCGAUGAGGACACGGAGCAAAAUACUAAUUCUAUAAGUCAAACUGUGGUUGCUAUUUCACGCCCUUGUCUUCUUAGCCCCUCCAAAUUACCAGAUAUGAAAGGAUUAGAAGCUUCCAAUACCAGUGUAAAGGAGAUGCAAAAUGGACGUAGGAAGACAUGCUGCAGUGCUCGAUGCUUAUUAAGAAGUUCUAGCAUUAGUGCUUCUACAUGUGUUGGUGUAGACAGCAGGGAUUAUAAGAGAGCCUGA
Fraxinus pennsylvanica is the source of this 1491-nucleotide messenger RNA. NCBI's taxonomy places the organism in Eukaryota, Viridiplantae, Streptophyta, Magnoliopsida, Lamiales, Oleaceae. The record is from the annotation of a GenBank genome assembly.